AUGGGCGGGAGCACGGAGCGGCGCCAGGCCCGGCCUCGGGCAGCCUCCCAGAAACCCCCGGAGCCCUCGGGGGACGACGCCGCGGCGGGGGAGUCGUCGGACGGCGCCGCCCGGCGGCGCGCUCCGUUGAAGCGCCCGGCCCGCCCGUUCGUGUCGUCGGGCUCGGACGCCGCGGCGCAGAGCCUGGGCGCGAACGGCGGGACGUGCCUCGACGAGCUCCAGUCCCUCGGCGCCGCGAAGAUCAGCCGCCUCAUGGCCUACGGCAUCGACACCGUCGAGGCGCUCGCCAAGGUCGACGUCAAGGACUACCCGAUGGUGAGCCUCAUCACGGGGAACAAGCGGCCGGACCGCGCGAGCACGACCAUCGCCAAGUGGCGCGACAUCGCCCAGACCUUCCUCGCGCGGCGCUCGAGCGGCCACGUCGCGCCGUCGUCGAAGAAGCGGAGCAAGACGCGGCACCGGUCGCGCGCGCCCGCGCGCGCGCCCCCGCCGGCGCAGCCCGCGGCGACCGCCGCCGCCUACGAGUUCCCGGCGCCCUUCGACGCCGACGACGAGCUCGCCGCCACGGACGCGCUCCUGCCGCCGGACGCGGAGUGGACGGCGCCGUUCGCCAACUUCUCCUCCGAGGUCGGCCGCGGGUCCUUCGCGGUCGGCGCGGCCGAGGAGGAGACGCCCUUCGCGCGCGAGAACUCGGGCAGCGACGGCGAGGGCAAGUCCGACGACACCUUCGAGUCCUCGGUCUUCGAGGACCCGGCGCCCGGCGAGAACGCGGCGCUCGCGCGCGGCGGCGGCGGCGACGACGACCUCGCCGUCGACUCGUUCUGGGCGCCCUUCAACGGCGAGGUCGACGUCGCCGUCGACGCCUUCGACUUCGCGGGGGGCGAGCUCCCCAGCGCCGGCGAGCCCUUCGUCGCCGUCCAGCAAUGA
Aureococcus anophagefferens is the source of this 927-nucleotide messenger RNA. RefSeq lists its product as hypothetical. NCBI's taxonomy places the organism in Eukaryota, Pelagophyceae, Pelagomonadales, Pelagomonadaceae. The transcript has a single exon. The record is from RefSeq and is a predicted model, not a curated record. Bases 1 to 927 code for a protein of 308 amino acids.